Messenger RNA from Ostertagia ostertagi, 666 nucleotides. The record is from the annotation of a GenBank genome assembly. NCBI's taxonomy places the organism in Eukaryota, Metazoa, Nematoda, Chromadorea, Rhabditida, Trichostrongylidae.
AUGAGGAUGAGACCGCUCUCGUGGCUCAUCUAUUCCCUUCUAUUCCCAGCUGUAUGCCUUUCAACGUCAUGUGAGAUGUUAAAGAAGUCUCACUAUGACUAUUCUACACUGCUGAAGAAAGGCCCCGAUCUGUACUGGAAGAACGCGUGUUGCACGAAAAACAUAGAAGAUGAAAUUCUCGAAAGUGCAGAGAAGAUCUUCAAAGCUCAACUCGAAGACAAACUAAUCGUCCUACGACAUAUGAUCAAUUCAAAUUUGAACAGCUUUAGAACAUUCUUCUACAAUUCACUCAAUGCAUGCCAUGAGCAUUUGGAUACGCUAUUCGAUCGUACUUAUGGAGCAUUCUAUCAGAGCAAUUCCCAGAUCUUCGACACGUUUUUCAACCGGCUACGAGCGUUCUCGUCACCGUUUUCCGACGCCAAAGUGUCGCAAAUUACUGGACGACUGUUCGAGGAGAUGUUCGUCAUCAUGUUUCAGCUGAUGAAUCCUAUGCACACAGUGUCGUCGAGUCAGCGUCGUUGUAUGAUUGAAGGCAUGGAAGAAAUCGCGCCAUUUGGCGACGUACCAAAAAAGAUAACCGUACACAUGGAGAAAUCGCUGACGUUCUGGAAGCACUUUGUCACCAGUCUUGAUAAAGUCCAUAAUAUUUUCGAUGGUUUUAUGAAU